AUGGCGGCUUCUGUAGAUGCUCAAGAUUUGAAAACCUUACUGGAAGCAAAGGAUACUUUGAUUCGUAACCUGGAAACGUUACUUCAGGCCAGGAACAACGAAAUCCAAGAGCUCCGGUCCCAUUUAGACAUGUUUCAAAGUGUGUUUCCGUUUAGCAACCCAGUGUCACCCACUAGUACGCUGCAUCAUCCUCACCAUGUGGUUGCCGCUCCCGUUCAUCAACAACAAAGCCAAAAUCUCGUUGCUAAAUCUCUUACGUCGCUUCUGGACGGUAUAGCCAGGCCACGUAAACAAAGGGCGCAAGGUAUAUCUGCGGAGCCCCAGAGUCUAAGUACCAUACAAGAACUGAGCCAAAAGAAAUUCCCUACUUAUCCGAAAAACGACAGGUAA
This is a messenger RNA of Macrosiphum euphorbiae (potato aphid), 390 nucleotides long. The record is from the annotation of a GenBank genome assembly. Lineage: Eukaryota; Metazoa; Arthropoda; Insecta; Hemiptera; Aphididae.